This is a messenger RNA of Oncorhynchus masou masou (cherry salmon), 3571 nucleotides long. Its product is annotated as leptin receptor overlapping transcript-like 1. NCBI's taxonomy places the organism in Eukaryota, Metazoa, Chordata, Actinopteri, Salmoniformes, Salmonidae. The transcript has 4 exons. The record is from RefSeq and is a predicted model, not a curated record. The coding region runs from base 91 to 486 and encodes 131 amino acids. Gene Ontology annotation, biological process: negative regulation of growth hormone receptor signaling pathway; late endosome to vacuole transport via multivesicular body sorting pathway. Gene Ontology annotation, cellular component: endosome.
AGCUCUUUGAAAUCGUUUGCACGGACUGUUUGAUCCAGUAGCAAGGGUGUUGUUGUCGUGGACUGUGUGACAACCUUAUGUCUUACAGAAAUGGCCGGAAUUAAAGCUCUGAUCAGCCUGUCCUUUGGUGGGGCCAUUGGACUCAUGUUCCUGAUGCUAGGAUGUGCCCUUCCAGUGUAUGAUAAAUACUGGCCCUUGUUCCUCCUCUUCUUCUACAUCCUCGCCCCAAUCCCUUACGGCAUCUCCCGGAGAAUUGUUGACGACACAGACUCGGCAAGCAACGCCUGCAAAGAGCUGGCUUUAUUUCUCACAACAGGCAUAGUGGUUUCAGCUUUCGGCCUGCCAAUAAUUUUCGCCAGAGCCGAUGUUAUUGCCUGGGGAGCAUGUGCGCUUGUGUUAACAGGCAAUGUAGUGAUCUUCGCAACCAUUCUGGGAUUCUUCUUGGUCUUCGGAUCAAACGACGACUUUAGUUGGCAGCAGUGGUAAAAUUGGGAGCGUGAGGUGGGGGACUAAGUCUGAACUGUUUAUAUUACUAGAAUUGUUAUUAUUAUUGUCAUUAUGAUUACUAUUAUUGUUGUUUUGUAUAUUUAUGACCACCCAUCCACAGACACAUUAAACCAGUGCAAUAAUUUGAUUUAACUGUCAUGCGGAACGUCAGACUGACUUCAGGUGGAUGUGCUGACUUUCAUAUGUACUUUUUGUUUGCUCCAUGUUUGAGUCUUCUCCAUUCAUGUACCUGUACAGGCUUAUCUUUUGAGAGUCAAAAUCUUUAUAAUGUUGAAAUCAUAAAAGUCCAUCUUAUCUGUAAAAAUGUCAAACUUAAUGUAAACCUGGACUCAGAUUGACCUAUGGGAGGGAUUGUGAUUGUCUGAAAGGUGGAAGCUUUUCCUGUGACAAAGAUAUCUAACUGACAAAUGUUGUUACUCCUUUGGGAUUGACGGUGUACAAUAGCGUGCUGGUCAGUCUUGAGGAAAGUUUCCCCCUCCAAGUGCAGACAGCACAGGAUAUUUUGUAUGGAGUAUGUGUUGUUUUUGAAGAGCAUAUUGAAAGCUGUGAGCUUUAGUCUCUCAGAUUGAAACCUUUCAAUACUAACGUACAUACAGCGUACAUUGAUAUAAUACAUUAUACAAUGCACUGUCACCUAUUGCAGUGAUCAAUUCUAAUGACUCAGCUAUUCAAAUAGGUUCAUUUGAUACUGACCUCUUGUGCUUUGUUGUUUAGCCUAGUGUAGCAUAUUCUGUUCCUUUUGAAAAAUGUCUAGAAAUCAUUGUAACCCAGUGUCGUCUUUUCUCUCUAAAACAAAGUCGGCAUCAAUUUGUUGGAGCAAGGUUUAGAAAUCAUCAAAAACCUUCGUUAGACAGCCCAGGAUUAGGGCUAGCCGGUGGAAUCAUGGCCAAUUUAAGAUCUAGGCUACUUAUAACCAAGGGUAAUACUGCUAGGCCUGGAUUUACCAGGUAUUCUAUUGGUUUCUAUACCUGGAGUAGGAAACAAAGGCUGCACUGUAAUUAUGUUUCAAAGAUAAAUGUGGACCAACCCCAGUGUUUACCAAGUCACAUCCUGUUUAGGCCUAUAUUUUGUAUAGCUGCACUAAAAUGUACUCGCGUCCUCUUGUUGAAGGAAAUGAGCUCGCCGUAUAGGCCAAAACUAGUUUUUAAUGUGUUUUUUUGUAUGCCUGCAUUGGGUGUGCUGAUACCAUACAUUCUCCCAGUGUAGUUUGUCAUUAGUUAAAGGUCUCAGUGAACAGUGUGCUGCAGCUUUGGAGUUUGUUACAUUUAACUGAAUUAGUCAUAGCUAACCAAGGUAUUAAGCAGCUGUCACACCAUCUGCACUGGUUUGUUCAUCUGGAUGGAAGGAUUAAGUGUUUAUGAUCUCUUUCUUCUUUCAUACAUCAAAACAAAUAAUCAAAUAUACAGUACAAGUCAAAAGUUUGGACACACCUACUCUAUCAAGGGUUUUUCAUUUAUUUGUACUAUUUUCUACAUUGUAGAAUAAUAGUGAAGACAUCAAAACUAUGAAAUAACACAUGGAAUCAUGUAGUAACCAAAACAGUGUUAAACAAAUACAUAUAUUGAAGAUUCUUCAAAGUAUCCACCCUUUGCAAUUGAUGACAGCUUUGCACACUCUUGGCAUUCUCUCAACCAGCUUCAUUAGGUAGUCACCUGGAAUGCAUUUCAAUUAACAGGUGUGCCUUAUUUGUGGAAUUUAUUUCCUUCUUAAUGUGUUUGAGCCAAUCAGUUGUGUUGUGAAAAGGUAGGGUUGGUAUACAGAAGAUAGACCAGACCCAAGUCCAUAUUAUGGCAAGACCAGCUCGAAUAGGCAAAGAGAAAUGACAGACCGUCAUGUCAAUCUGAAAAAUUUCAAGAACUUUGAAUGUUUCUUCAAUUGCAGUUGCAAAAACCAUCAAGUGCAACAAUGAAACUGGAAAGGUAGAAUCAGCUAUCUCUGCUGUAGAGGAUAAGUUCAUUCGAGUGACCAGUCUUAGAAAUUGCAGCCCAAAUAAAUUCUACACAUGGUUCAAAUAACAGACACAUCAAAACAUCGACUGUUCAGAGGAGACAGCGUGAAUCAGACCGUUAAGCACAGUGGAGGAGUGAUGGUGUGGGGUUGCUUUGCUGGUGCCAUUGUCAGUCAUUUAUUUAGAAUUCAAGGCACACUUAACCAGCAUUUCUACCACAGCAUUCUACAGCGAUACGCCAUCCCAUCUGGAUUGCCCUUUGUGGGACAAUCAUUUGUUUUUUUCAGCAGGACAAUGACCCAAAACACACUUCGAGGCUGUGUAAGUGCUAUUUGACCAAGAAGGAGAGUGAUGGAGUGCUGCAUCAGAUGACCUGGCCUCCACGAUCACCCGACCUCAACCCAAUUGAGAUGGUUUGGGAUGAGUUGGACCAGAGAGUGGAGGAAAAGCAGCCAACAAGUGCUCAGCAUAUGUGGGAACUCCAUCAAGACUGUUGGAAAAGCAUUCCUCGUGAAGCUGGAUGAGAGAAUGCAAGAGUGUGAAAACCUGUCAUCAAGGCAAACGGUGGCUACUUUGAAGAAUCUCAAAGAAACACUUUUCUUGGUUACUUCAUGAUUGCAUAUGUAUUAUUUCGUAGUUGUGAUGUCUUCACUAUUAUUCUACAGUGUAGAAAAUAGUCAGAAAUGAAGAAAAACCCUUGAAUGAUGUGUGUCCAAACUUUUGACUGAUACUGUACAUUUAUGCCUACAGCAAUGCACUGAUGGUAUAUCUACAGUUUUUGGAUAUCCAAUGUAAUCCAUACGGUUUUAAACCACAAAAUGAUUGUAAAAGACCGAGUACUGCAUAGUGAAAGUCUGAGAAAUGUCCAACAAAUUCCAAUAUAAUUCAAAACAAACAAACUGCUGAAUCAAGUCAUUCUAAUCAUGGGAUGGGUUUGUCACUGAUUUAUUUUAUGAAAGAUAUGUUGUUUCACAGACCUGAAAUAUUUUAUUUAUUUGUUUUAGCAGACACUGUGUAGAUGUCCAAUUGCCAUUUUCUAUAUACGAGUUUUGUGUUCGGAGGCAGAAGUCACCAUGGUGGUUUUCUUUUCUAAAUAAAUGCAAUUUUUGAACAUCU